CUCUCUCUACAUCUCUCGUUUAUAUGCUCGCAGGAGACGCUCCCCACAGCACAGACCAUCCCCACAGCUCCCUCUCUCUCUCUCCCCUCCGCCGCCGGACGCCGCCGUGAACUGCCAUGCUCCCUCCGACCCAAGCUAGCACACACUGACAGCUGAUCACCCCUGCGGUCCGUACGAACCGACGGCGACGACGACGUUCGGUCUCUUCACGAUGAGCUCCUCCCAGAAUCUACCUCCCUCGCGGUUGUCGCUCGCGCUCCUGCUCCUGCUCCUGCUGUCAUGCGCUUCCGCGCCGCGCGCUGCCGCGCAGACGGGCGGCAACACUCCGGCCGACGCCCAGGACCCGUUAGCCUACAAGCGCUUCAGCCCCUCCAUGGCCGUCAUCGUCGUGGUCCUCAUCGCCGCCCUCUUCUUCAUGGCCUUCUUCUCCAUCUACGUCCGCCACUGCAACGACGCCAACUCCUCCAGCAUCCGCCGCCCCGGCGGCGGCGGCGGGGCAGCCGGGACCGGCCGGUCGAGGCGCGGCGGCGGCCCCCGGGGCCUCGACCCGGCCGUCGUCGCGACGUUCCCGACGAUCGUGUACUCGGACGUGAAGGGACUCAAGAUCGGGAAGGGCGCGCUGGAGUGCGCGGUGUGCCUGAACGAGUUCGAGGACGACGAGACGCUCCGGCUGAUCCCGAAGUGCGACCACGUGUUCCACCCCGAGUGCGUCGACGCGUGGCUGGCCUCUCACGUGACCUGCCCAGUGUGCCGCGCGAACCUGGUGCCUCAGCCCGGCGAGGCUCCGUUCGAGCUGCCUGAGCUGACCAGCGAGCCGGAGCUCGCCGGAGAGGACGAAGAGAACCGGAACCGGGACGGGGAUCUGGAGCGAGCGAUCGCGACGUUGGAGCGCGAAGACGACGAAGCCGAAGUCGCGGCGGACCGUCAAGCGGCUGAGCCGCCACCCGACGUGGUGGAUCUGAACAAGACGCUAAACCGGAACCGUACGCGCACGGGGUCGCGAUCGAGCAGGAUGGCGCGGAGGCUCUUCUUCCCACGGUCUCACUCGACGGGCCACUCGCUUGUCCAACCGGGCGAGGACACGGAGCGGUUCACGCUGAGGUUGCCGGUCGAGGUGAGGAAGCAGAUCGUGAACCGGCAGCUUACCCGGGCGAUGAGCAUGGUGGUGUUGCCCAGGGAAAGCAGCUCGCGGCGAGGCUAUCGGGCCGGUGCCGGGGAAGGGAGCAGCAGGUUCGGCAGGUACUUCAGCUUCCGGCGGUUGGACCGGUCCGACCGAUCCGAGCGCGGAGCUAAGUCGGACCGGUGGUUCUUCGGGAGAGUCACGCCGCUGUUCUCGAGAGCACCAUCGUUGAGGUCGCCGAGGGUGGCGGCAGCCCGUGACGACGGAGGAAGCUUGGGUUCCCAGUGGGGCGGGACGGAGGCGGCUACAUCAAACGGUGAACCACCUCGCCCGCCGGUUUAAUUGCCACUGAGCUCCAUUCUUUUUUCCUCCGCCGGAGCUGCAACGUUGAUGGCUUUGUCAACUUGUAAAAUGCAGAUUCUUUAUUUAUUUUUUCUUUUUUUUGCCUUUUUAUUUUUUCUUGUACUUUAUUUUCCUUUUUUUUUGUUUCAUUUUAUGUUCUUUACUUAGCGCCCGUGAAAUCGGGUGUAUGGCCAACUGCCGAGUUAAUGAAAAGAAAGACUAGGGUUUCCUCGCAAGCAUGUGACGUUGAUACAGUUGUGCUUGAGCUUGAA
Messenger RNA from Syzygium oleosum, 1734 nucleotides. Its product is annotated as E3 ubiquitin-protein ligase ATL31-like. The record is from RefSeq and is a predicted model, not a curated record. The transcript has a single exon. NCBI's taxonomy places the organism in Eukaryota, Viridiplantae, Streptophyta, Magnoliopsida, Myrtales, Myrtaceae. Bases 212 to 1462 code for a protein of 416 amino acids.